CACCAUUCACAACGGUGACAUUCAAAAACACUUCUGUCUCUCUUUCUUCUUGAUUCGUCCUCUCCAUUUUCUCAAUUUCUUUAAUCUCUUUCUUUGUCCUUUCUUCUUCUUCAUCUAUGGACCCUUUACCUUCCCAACAAGAACAACAACACAAUCUUGACGAUACUAUCCAACAAACCCUAGACCAAAAUCCUCAAUCCGAUUCGACCACCACCACAACCGACACAGCCUCUCCUGCUCAACAACGCAAACGCAAAGGCAAAGGUGGUCCCGAGAACUCCAAGUUCCGUUACCGUGGCGUCAGACAAAGAAGCUGGGGAAAAUGGGUCGCCGAGAUCCGAGAGCCACGUAAACGCACUCGCAAGUGGCUUGGUACUUUCGCCACCGCCGAAGACGCCGCACGUGCCUACGACCGGGCCGCCGUUUUUCUCUACGGGUCACGUGCUCAGCUCAACUUAUCCCCUUCCUCUCCUUCAUCGGUCUCUUCUACUUCCUCAUCCGUCUCCGCCGCUUCCUCUUCUCCUUCCUCCUCUUCUUCCACCACUCAAACCCUAAGACCUCUCCUCCCUCGUCCCUCCGCCGCGUCCCUAGCCUCCGCCUUUGGUCCGUGCGGUCUACCUUUUACCAACAACAUGUUACUCUUUGGUGGGACCUCUAUGUUAUGCCCUAGUUACGGUCUUUUCCCUCACCAACACCAACACCAACACCAACACCAACAAAAUCAAAAUCAUAUGACACAAGUGGGACAGUUCCAUCACCAACCUUAUCUGAAUCUUCACUCUAGUAAUAACAAUAACAAGAUGGGCGACAAGAUGGGCGACGUGGAGCUGACAAAUGUUCCGUUAGUUAAUUCGGCGUCGUUUCAUCACGAGGUGGCGUUAGGGCAAGAACAAGGAGGAAGUGUUUGUAAUAAUAACAACAACUCAAUGGAGAAUUUGAAUUCUGUAAUUGGUUCGGUCGGUUCAACGGUUGUUGAUCCGGUUAGUUCAAUGGGUAUGGAUCCGGGUUACAAUAUCGUUGGAGAUGGAUCUUCACCGGUUUGGCCUUUUAGCGGAGAAGACGAGUAUAGUCAUUGGGGGAAUAUUUGGGAUUUUAUUGAUCCUUUGCUUGACAUUUGAUGUACAAUCGAUGAGAGUAACUCCAAGGGUUGGUCAAGACCAUUGAAGAUUCAUAAGGAGAUUUUACAAUCGAUGAAGAGCUUUGCAUGCACAAUUUUGGAGGAUUUUUUUUUUUACAUAUAGAGAUAAUUAAGAGGCUAUUUUUACUGGGUUUGAAUAUUUUUAUUUAUAUUUUCAGGGAAUUCGUAAAGGAGAUUACGGUUCCAAUAAAGUAUAUAUACAUAUGUGGAAGAAGAAGAGAUGGGUGGAAAGUUUUAUGGGGAUUUAUUGGUUCAAAACUUCAUAGAGCGUCUUAUAAGGAUGAUUUUGAUUUUGUUUUCGUCUUUCAGAGGUUUAAUUUUGUUUUUGACUUUCAGAGGUUUAUAUAUCUCAUUUUCUCUCUGAGAGUGUUUCUAUUUUUUUUAUGUUGUAUUAGGUUUGAAUUACAUAUACGAAUCAAGGCAGAAAACCAUGAGAGGAUGCUUCAUUUUCUCUAUAAGAGUGUUUUUUUCAUGGUUUGCAAUCGAUAACUUUCAUCUAUGUAAGUUUUGCAAGUUUUGCAAGUUUCUUUAAGAAAGAAUCAAAUCAAACAAAAAUA
Messenger RNA from Brassica napus (rape), 1695 nucleotides. Its product is annotated as ethylene-responsive transcription factor ABI4-like. The transcript has a single exon. The record is from RefSeq and is a predicted model, not a curated record. Bases 117 to 1118 code for a protein of 333 amino acids. Gene Ontology annotation, cellular component: nucleus. NCBI's taxonomy places the organism in Eukaryota, Viridiplantae, Streptophyta, Magnoliopsida, Brassicales, Brassicaceae. Gene Ontology annotation, biological process: response to stress; positive regulation of DNA-templated transcription. Gene Ontology annotation, molecular function: DNA-binding transcription factor activity; transcription cis-regulatory region binding.